CGUUUAGCAAGUUGGUAGUAACUAUCUGACUUGUAUUGAUAAGUUACGGGCGAGCUCGAUGGCCGGUUUUCACUGCAGGAUAUUCCAAUUUCCGCUCAGAAGCAAAGUUGGUCUUUUCUGUGAUGGAAGAAGUGGAUUCGCUCCAGGCGCUCGUUCAGUUCUCUCGCUGCCUUUCUCUUGCCAGGUUGUACCCGCCAGAGUUCGUGCCUCCUUCACAUCUUGCCCAACCUCUUCAUUGCUGAUCAGCUGACAGACAAAACCAGAGUGACCUCAGAACAAGACGAGCAAACAAACGCACCUCCGACUGGGCUCUUCACCGAACCUCCGCUUCAAGUCGAGGAGAAGAAAGCUUUGCCCACAGAGGCUGCGUGCGGCAGAGUGAUGAUGUGAAACAUUGAAUACUGUCAGUUUCCGACGUCACAGCUCAGGCUCCCAUUCAUCGCUGACGUUCGCUGACAGAAGCAAGUCUGCAUUGGUGACGGGAAAGGCUACAUCUGGCCGUACAUGUGCAAAACUUCCAGCAGAGACGCCUCUAGAGCUCUCUUUGCGACAAGACCUUGGUGGGAGUGUGAGUGUGAGUACAGCCCCACAUCGCUCGCAAGACCAGACGUUCCUGGCGACCUUGCCAUAGCAAACAGUGCGUAAAACGGAACGAAGAACAGUCGUGAGAUGUCGCUCUUAGCCGAAACGCUCCGCCUAUCUCCUGGCCCUCCGCCUUGUCUUCUGGACUACGAUCUGAGGUUACCUGAAUAUAAGCGGCCACCAUCUGCAUUCUGCCAUCGCCAGCGCAACUUGGAGAAUGCGGCUAGCCAUUUCCCGUUAGAAGCUGGAUUUGACCCGGUAUCUGUGGUGUCCUCAGCUGCGGACGCAUUCGACAUGGAUUCUGCAUGCGCAAGUUCGAGUUUAGUUGCCAGCAACUAUGGCUGCCCGAGCAUCUCCACGGCUGGAAUGAUGCCAUUCGUUGGCAGCGAUCUCGGAGCCGGCGGACAGAUGGCAGCACCUGCCGGGUUUGGCUUGCAGGAUAGCAUUGCUGACUUAAACACGUCCCAGAUUUGUCUUUCCGAAGCUGCUGCAACUGCUUCCACUAGUUCUGGCGGUGUUCAUCGAUCCAACGGCCUCCUGCAUGCAGCAGACUUGAGCUCGCUCCAGGCUGCUGCAAGCUCUUCAGGGUCGUCGCUGAGAUCUGCUGUCUACGCUGACCCGCAGUCGCCGUAUUAUCGCCAGAAUCCAUCUCCCUUCCUGAGACACGGUGCCAGUAACCAGUUACCGCCCAGUCACGGCCUGGCCAGCAGUAGUCAAGGGAUGUUUGGUGACGGCGUUUUGUCAGCUAAUGUGAACGGCACGUAUCCAGGCUCCUUGAGCGCCAGCUCCGGUGCAAUGCGGUCCAGCACAAUGGCCGCUAGUCCCGGUGCAGGUGUUAGCUCGACUAACAUGCGUGGCGUGUAUUCCAAUUCCAGUUCGUUUCCCGAUUCCCUCGAUGCGAUAGAGCCACGUAGUGCUGCUGCAGCCGCUUCAGCCGGCUUUCCCCCGGGUGACUUGCAGGCGUAUCCGCGUUACGGUGCAGCGGCCAGUAGCCAUGCAAGACAAGCUGGGUUAGGCAGCAAUGCUGCAGGCAUGCUGCCAACUGGAUCCGCUAUGACAGUGGGUAACGCAACGUCUGCCAGUGCUCUGCAGCCUACGCUUGAGCAAAUGGCAAGCAUGUCCGCUGGUGUUGCGGGUACCAAGCCAAAGGACAUCCGAGUGAAAGACCAGAUCAAGCUCAAUCAGCUGGCUAACGGCACAGCGUCGCAAGUAGCACUGGAUGGGUGCUCACAAUUCACGGACAGUAGUGAUGAAUGCGCUGACGGAGAUGCAGGACCAGAUACAGUCAAGCGAGAAAAAGACCGCCGAAAAGCGAACAAUGACAGGGAGAGGAAUCGAGUGAAAGACAUCAAUACAGCUUUCGUGGAGCUUGGCCAUAUGUGCUCGCUUCAUGCACCUACGGAAAAGCAGCAGACAAAGCUAACCAUCCUUCACACGGCGGUUCAGGUCAUCACCAGACUCGAGGAAGAAGUUAGAAAAAAAAACCUGAACCCGAAAGCCGCUUGCCUGAAGCGCAGGGAGGAAGAGAAGGCAAAACGGUUAUCGACUGACCAAGCACAAGGAAGCCUCCACGGUGCCUUAGCUGAGGAUGACGACGAAGGGGAGGGAGACGGAAGUGAUUUACUGUAGCACCCAGGCACGUAGGUUGGAGAAGUUAACGAAAUUUAUUGAACUUGACUAAAGUAAUGGACAGGCUCCGCAGGAAGAUGAAGCUACCCGGCAGAAGGCCGCAUGAAUGCUGUCAAUUCGACGACUCACCAUGCAAACUAUUCACUGUGCCGGGGAUCAAUCGUCUGUCCAGCCAUAGCUGCUCCGAAGACUCACUGCUGCUCUACAUAACCAAGAACUGAGGAGCGAACUUGAAGCUUCAAGGUCUACAGAGACGCAUAACAGAAUAUCUUUCUAUCGUUCACUGCUACCGCUGAUCAUGCUAGCUGCUGUUCUUUUCGCUUACCUACUUGCUGCUGAAGACAAAUGCGCAAUAUAUUAGUGAAGUUUUUUUGGCUUUCUCUCUUUCUUUUCGAAAGUCUUUGGAAGCCUACCUGGUUCUUUUGUAGACUCUUUUUUUUAACGCAGGCUAAAUGUCAGUAAUCUGAUGUAUCUGCUGUUGCCUAUGAUAGCAUGCUGGACAGUGGCAUGUGGUUGCUGCUGCUGCCGCCGCUGCUGUCUUUCACAGUUGUUGACUUGUUGUUGUUGUUGUUGUUGUCAUUGACGAUGCUGCUGGCUUUACUUCAGUUGCUCCUGUUGUCACGAUCGUUGCCAAUGAUAACUGCUGGCUGUGCAAAGAACUUGUAACACCCACUGUCA
Sycon ciliatum is the source of this 2889-nucleotide messenger RNA. RefSeq names its product transcription factor E2-alpha-like. The transcript has 14 exons. Gene Ontology annotation, cellular component: chromatin; transcription regulator complex. The coding region runs from base 670 to 2211 and encodes 513 amino acids. NCBI's taxonomy places the organism in Eukaryota, Metazoa, Porifera, Calcarea, Leucosolenida, Sycettidae. The record is from RefSeq and is a predicted model, not a curated record. Gene Ontology annotation, molecular function: DNA-binding transcription factor activity, RNA polymerase II-specific; RNA polymerase II cis-regulatory region sequence-specific DNA binding; protein dimerization activity. Gene Ontology annotation, biological process: regulation of transcription by RNA polymerase II.